UAAAGCAAACUCCCUAUUCAAAUUUUGUACGUAUUCAAAAAUUUUACUCAUCUUAUGUGAUAAUUUGUGCAUAUAAAUACCCUUUACUCCACUGUCACUCUUCUUAGUUUUCUCUCAGCUCCUCCUCUCCAAAAUGCCCCAUUAUUACCUUCACCGCCGGCCGGUUACUCCGGUGCCGGCAAUAUUUUGUUUUCUCGGAUUUUUUUUAUUCUUUUUCUUGGGCCCUUUGCCUGUUAAUGGGUGGCGUCCAUGGCCCAACCAAAAGCCCAACGCCACCGAGUUAGUCUACGGCGGGUCUAAAAAAUAUGAGGGCUCGUCGGAGUUUGUCCAUUUGAAAUAUCAUAUGGGCCCUGUUCUCACUGCAAAUAUCACCGUUUAUCCCAUUUGGUACGGACGGUGGGGAAAGUCCCAGAAGCGUAUUAUACGCGAUUUCAUCAGCUCAUUCUCGGCCUACGAUUCUAAACCGCCUUCAGUGGCUGGUUGGUGGAAAACGGUCCAGCUUUACACUGAUCAGACCGGAGCCAAUAUCUCCCGUAAUGUCCACCUCGGCGACGAGAAAAACGACCGGUUUUACUCACACGGUAAAUCCUUAACCCGGUUAACUGUACAGUCAGUGAUAAAAUCCGCCGUUACAGCUCGUACCCGACCGUUACCGUUAAACCCGAAAACUGGCGUCUACUUAUUGCUCACUUCUGAUGACGUGUACGUUCAGGAUUUUUGCCAAAACGUUUGCGGAUUCCAUUACUUCACUUUCCCGUCCAUCGUCGGGUACACUUUGCCGUAUGCUUGGGUGGGUAACUCCGCCAAGCUUUGUCCGGGUACUUGUGCGUACCCGUUUUCCGUACCGAAUUACAUGCCGGGUUUUAAAGCCGUGAAGUCACCCAACAACGACGUUGGAGUUGACGGAAUGAUAAGCGUGAUAGCUCAUGAGAUUGCUGAGCUAUCAACGAACCCGUUAGUGAACGCGUGGUAUGCGGGUCAGGACCCGAGUUUCCCGGUGGAAAUAGCGGAUCUUUGUGAAGGGAUUUACGGUACCGGCGGCGGCGGGUCGUACACCGGACAAAUGAUGAAUGAUAAAGAGGGUGCCACAUAUAAUAUGAAUGGGCUAAGAAGAAGGUUUUUGGUUCAGUGGGUGUGGAACCAUAUUCUGAAUUAUUGCACUGGCCCUAAUGCACUUGAUCAGUAAAUGUUCCAUUUACCAUUCAAAUCACUGGGCUCUCUUUGGACAUACUUUACUGUACUAUCACAUUCCCCCUUACAGAAUUCAAAAAUAAUGAGUUCUGCGAAA
Molecule: messenger RNA, 1288 nt
Organism: Nicotiana attenuata
Lineage: Eukaryota; Viridiplantae; Streptophyta; Magnoliopsida; Solanales; Solanaceae
Product: protein EXORDIUM-like 3
Exons: 2
Coding region: 134-1186 (350 amino acids)
Source: RefSeq, a predicted model, not a curated record